AUGGGGAAGAAGUUUGUAGGACGUGAAGAAGGUGGGAUGCAGCAGGUGAAGGUGGAGGACGAGGAGAAGGUGGAGGAGAAGAAGGAAGUGGAGAAGAUGGAGCAAAAGAAGGAGGUGGAGAAGGUGGGGCAAAAGAAAGUGAAGAAGGUGGAGAAAAAGAAGGAGGUGGAGAAGCUAGAGGAAAAGAAGGAGGUGGAGGAGAAGAAGGAGGUGGAGGGAAAGAAGGAGGUGGAGAAGGAAGUGGAGAAGGUGGAAGAAAAGAAGGAGGUGGAGGAGAAAAAGGAGGUGGAGGAAAAGAAGGAGAAAGUGGAGGGAAAGAAGGAGGUGGAGAAGGUGGAGGAAAAGAAGGAGGUGGAGAAGGUGGAGGAAAAGAAGGAGGUGGAGAAGGUGGAGGAAAAGAAGGAGGUGGAGAAGAAAAAGGAGGUGGAGGAGAAGAAGGAGGUGGAGGAAAAGAAGGAGGUGGAGCAGGAGAAGGUAGAGGAGAAGGUGGAGGAGAAGGAGGUGGAGAAGGUUGAGGAGAAGAAGGAGGUGGAGCAGGAGAAGGUAGAGGAGAAGGUGGUGAGUGGAGAAGGUGGAGGAGAAGAAGGAGGUGGAGCAGAAGGAGGUGGAGGAGGAGGAGAAGAUGGAAGUGAAGCAGGAGAAGGUGAAAGAGGAGGUGGAAUAGAGGGAGUGUAA
Haliotis rufescens (red abalone) is the source of this 675-nucleotide messenger RNA. RefSeq names its product protein PXR1-like. Lineage: Eukaryota; Metazoa; Mollusca; Gastropoda; Lepetellida; Haliotidae. The record is from RefSeq and is a predicted model, not a curated record. The transcript is spliced from 4 exons. The coding region runs from base 1 to 675 and encodes 224 amino acids.